Messenger RNA from Thermochaetoides thermophila DSM 1495, 1275 nucleotides. Its product is annotated as anthranilate phosphoribosyltransferase-like protein. The coding region runs from base 1 to 1275 and encodes 424 amino acids. The record is from RefSeq and is a predicted model, not a curated record. Gene Ontology annotation, cellular component: cytosol. NCBI's taxonomy places the organism in Eukaryota, Fungi, Ascomycota, Sordariomycetes, Sordariales, Chaetomiaceae. Gene Ontology annotation, biological process: L-tryptophan biosynthetic process. The transcript has 2 exons. Gene Ontology annotation, molecular function: anthranilate phosphoribosyltransferase activity.
AUGAUGACCCAACCUUCGCUGGUCCUGGACGUGCCUCCGCUCAUCGAUCUCAAGCCAUUGCUCUCACGGCUGUGGCCCAUUGGCCAUCCCGAUCCAGUCACUUCAGACGAGAUCGCCGAGGCUAUCUCGUACUUCUUUACGAACCAGGUUACAGAUGUCCAGGCUAGUUCGCUGUUGAUGUGCUUGCACUUUACUGGUCUCGAUAGACAGUCUGAGGUGCUUGCGAAAACAGCCGCGCGCAUGCUUCAGGCGGCUGCGAAGAUAGAUGAGCCAUCGCUUCGAGCAGUUGUCGAGAAGAGGGGUAGGAAGGAGGGAGGGUACAAUGGCGGCCUGGUCGACAUCGUGGGCACCGGCGGCGACUCGCACAAUACCUUCAACAUCAGCACGACAGCCUCCAUCAUCGGCUCCAGCUUGCUGCUGAUUGCGAAGCAUGGCAACCGUGCAUCAACCUCCAAAUCCGGCUCUGCCGAUCUUCUCAACAACAUGCAGCCGCGCGCCCCGCAAAUAGCUCGUAUCCGCCCGGACACCAUCGCAGACCUGUACUCCCACACCAACUAUGGCUUCCUUUUCGCACCGGUCUUCCAUCCGGGCAUGCGCCAUGUAGCCCCAAUCCGUCGCCAACUUCCCUGGCGCACCAUCUUCAAUCUCCUCGGCCCUCUCGCAAACCCAGUCGACCUGCGCAGCGACCCCUCACAGCCCUCCCUCCUCGAAGCCCGCAUGAUCGGUGUCGCGCGCAAGGACAUCGGCCCGGUAUUCGCGCACGCCCUGCAUCUUGCGGGCACCCGCAAAGCCCUGGUCGUCUGUGGCGACGAAGAGCUCGACGAGAUCAGCUGCGCAGGCGACACGCUCUGCUGGCGCAUCUCGCCUGACCCAACAGACCCAACCGGCGUCCGGACCAUCACCGAACACUUCCGCCUGCACCCCCGCGACUUCGGUCUACCUGCCCAUCCGCUGUCCGACGUCUCCCCGGGCAAAGAGCCGGCCGAAAAUGCGGCCAUUCUGUCGCGUAUUCUCAACGGCGAGGUGCCCGACGACGAUCCCAUCUUACACUUUGUGCUUAUCAACGCGGCUGCGUUGUUUGUAGUAUCAGGCAUAUGCGAUGCCGAUACAAGCAAUAUGGGUCCCGGUGACGACGGCCAGGUAAUCACGGAGCGUGGACCAGGCGGCGGAAGAUGGAAGGAAGGUGUGCGACGGGCACGGUGGGCCAUUAAGAGCGGCGCAGCAGCGAGAGAGUGGGCGAAGUUUGUUGAGGUUACUAAUGAGUUCAAUGAGUAA